AUGGAGAAGAGGAGGUUCAACAGAAACCCCGUGGCUCAGCUCUGGUACUUUGUGAAGUGCAUUUACUUCGGGCUCUCUGCGUAUCAGAUCAAAUGUGGAUAUCCAAACCGUAUCCUGGGGAACUUCCUGACCAAGAACUACAACUACCUCAACCUGUUCCUGUUCCAGGGGUUCCGUAUGGUCCCCUUCCUGACGGAGCUGCGUGCGGUGAUGGACUGGGUCUGGACCGACACCACUCUGUCUCUGUCGAGCUGGAUCUGUGUCGAGGACAUUUACGCCAAUAUCUUUAUCCUCAAGUGUUGGAGGGAGUCAGAGAAGAAGUUCCCUCACGUCCCGGGGCAGAAGAAGAAGAAGUUGGUGAAGUAUGGAAUGGGAGGAGUCAUGAUCUUCGUCCUCAUCGGGAUCAUCUGGUUCCCGCUCCUCUUCAUGUCGCUGGUGCAGUCAGCAGCAGGAGUAACCAACGCACCAGUGAUGGUGUCUCUGCAGCUCAGUGUGGCCGGGUACCAGGUGGGAGACCAUCAGGCUCAGUGUGGCAGGGUACCAGGUGGGAGACCAUCAGGCUCAGUGUGGCAGGGUACCAGGUGGGAGACCAUCAGGCUCAGUGUGGCAGGGUACCAGGUGGCAGACCAUCAGGCUCAGUGUGGCCGGGUACCAGGUGGGAGACCAUCAGGCUCAGUGUGGCAGGGUACCAGGUGGGAGACCAUCAGGCUCAGUGUGGCCGGGUACCAGGUGGGAGACCAUCAGGCUCAGUGUGGCAGGGUACCAGGUGGGAGACCAUCAGGCUCAGUGUGGCAGGGUACCAGGUGGCAGACCAUCAGGCUCAGUGUGGCCGGGUACCAGGUGGGAGACCAUCAGGCUCAGUGUGGCAGGGUACCAGGUGGGAGACCAUCAGGCUCAGUGUGGCCGGGUACCAGGUGGGAGACCAUCAGGCUCAGUGUGGUACCAGGUGGGAGACCAUCAGGCUCAGUGUGGUACCAGGUGGGAGACCAUCAGGCUCAGUGUGGUACCAGCCACGACUCCGUGAAGCUGAUCAAGUUCGCGGACGACACCACCCUCAUUGGACUCAUCUCCAACAACGAUGAGUCCGCCUACAGGAGGGAGGUGGACCGGCUGGUGUCCUGGUGCAGUGGUAACAACCUGGAGCUGAACGCCCAGAAGACAGUGGAGAUGAUUGUGGACUUCAGGAAGAGCACUGUCCCCCCGCCCCCACCCUCCGUGAUGGACUCCCCCAUCACCUCUGUGGAGUCCUUCCGUUUCCUGGGCACCACCAUCACCCAGGACCUCAAGUGGGAGCCGACCAUCAGCUCCCUCAUCAAGAAGGCCCAGCAGAGGAUGUACUUCCUGCGGCAGCUCAGGAAAGCCAAGCUGCCUGCACAGAUGUUGGUGCAGUUCUACACGGCCAUCAUCGAGUCCAUCCUCACCUCCUCCAUCACCGUGUGGUUCGCUGGAGCCACACCGCUCUUCACCAUGACGGCUCAGGAGCAGAACCUCGUUCCUUAUUCACAGUCUGCAUUCGACCGUCUCACCAAAGUCUACGCUACACACCCGUCUGCGAUGCAGUUCAUCAUGAACUAUGAAGCGUCAGACGUGAUGGAGGCAAAGAUCAAAAGCGACGCCAGUCUCCUGUGGAGCAUCAGCCCCGCCUCCAGAACCGCCAUGAUCCAGGAACUCAGUAACUCCUCCCACGUCUACAUCACCCUCAAGUGGACACUGCUGCGGAACGCCUCCAUCUCCAUGAACCCUGAGGCGGUGGGAGAGCACACAGUGAAGUAUGAAGACCCGUCUCUGAGAGAAGACCUGGUGCAGAUGCUCAAAGGGAACAGCAGUAAGCCUGUCAUCAUUCAGCAGCUUCUCCCGAAGAGCCUCCGAGGCCCCAAGGGCCCAGAGUCCAAGAUGGCCACAAGGAUGAAAGUCGACCUGCAGUCCCUGAGCUUCUUCAGACCUCUGUCACUGCAGUUGCAGACUGUGACAGCAGGAGGCGCUGAGGAGCAGUGGUGGAAAGUGGAGCAGUGUUCUUCCUCCAACUCCUGCAGCAGCAUCAGCCUCCUCAUCUUCAGUGACAAAGUCAGUCCCUCCAGCCUGGGCUUCCUGGCAGGACACGGGAUCGUAGGCCUGUACAUGUCGGUGGUGCUGGUGGUAGGUAAGUUCGUCAGGGAGUUCUUUAAUGGAAUCUCUCGCUCGAUCAUGUUCGAGGAGCUGCCGAGCGUGGACCGCGUCCUGAAGCUCUGCACCGACAUCUUUGUGGUUCGAGAAACCGGAGAGAUGGAGCUGGAGGAGGUGCUGUUCGACAAACUCAUCUUCCUCUACCGCUCCCCCGAGACCAUGAUCAAGAUGACCCGGGACCAGGACUGA
Messenger RNA from Knipowitschia caucasica, 2352 nucleotides. The record is from the annotation of a GenBank genome assembly. NCBI's taxonomy places the organism in Eukaryota, Metazoa, Chordata, Actinopteri, Gobiiformes, Gobiidae.